Molecule: messenger RNA, 573 nt
Organism: Solanum pennellii
Lineage: Eukaryota; Viridiplantae; Streptophyta; Magnoliopsida; Solanales; Solanaceae
Product: F-box/FBD/LRR-repeat protein At1g13570-like
Exons: 3
Coding region: 1-573 (190 amino acids)
Source: RefSeq, a predicted model, not a curated record
AUGUCACCUACAACUGGAUUUACUAACAUUGUCUAUCACUUCUUGGCAGUUCAUGUAGGACCAAUUACUAAAUUUACUCUUGACAUUCCUGAUCUAAUAACAUGUCCUAAUAUUGAUCACUUGAUAUAUUUCCUCUCUAGGAAUGGCAUUCAACAUCUUAUCUUUAAACCUCCGUUUAGGAGUAAGCCAUAUGAAUUGCCUUCUGCAUAUUUUACAUGUUCACAAUUGAGUAUAAUUUCACAUUGCCCGUUGCUUGAGCAUUUGGUGCUGCAACACGAUGCUAUUACAAAUCACAUUGAAAUUAGUGCUCCCAAGCUAAGGCCAUUUAUCUUCACUGGCAAUAUAAAGUUUUUACAUUUAAAGAAUGUUCCUCUUCUUUCCAAAGUUUCAUAUGAGCCUACAGAAUUUUCGGGAGAGGUAGAACAUGAUAUUGACAAGAUUUUUGAGUCUAUUCCUGCUCUCGAGAAUCUGUGCUGGAAUCACGAGUCUGUUCAGAACUAUUUUGAACAUGCGCGCCGGGAGUCUGUUGAUGAUAUUCCUGAAAGUUUCUUGGAUAUGGCAUUUAAUCACUGA